AUGUUCAGACAAGUUUCUAGAUCAUCAGUUAAGCUUACCACUUCUGUCCCAUUCUUGGCCAGAUCCUACAUUGCCGGUCAAUUUACCGGUCAAAAAGGUCCAAACGGUAAAUACACAGUCACAUUGAUUGAAGGUGACGGUAUUGGUCCAGAAAUCUCACAGGCCGUUAAGGACAUCUAUGCUGCUGCUAAUGUUCCAAUUGAUUGGGAACCAGUUGACGUUACUCCAUUGUUGAUUGACGGAAAGACCACCUUGCCACAACCAGCUGUUGACUCUGUCAACAAGAACUUGGUUGCUUUGAAAGGUCCAUUGGCUACACCAGUCGGUAAGGGUCACACCUCAAUGAACUUGACAUUGAGAAGAACCUUUAACCUUUUCGCCAACGUUAGACCAUGUCAAUCAAUUGUUGGUUACAAGACCCCAUACGACAAUGUCGACACCGUUUUGAUCAGAGAAAACACCGAAGGUGAAUACUCUGGUAUCGAGCACACCAUUGUUCCAGGUGUUGUUCAAUCCAUCAAGUUGAUCACCAAGCCAGCUUCUGAAAAGGUUAUCAGAUACGCUUUCGAGUAUGCCAAGUCUAUUGGUAAGCCACACGUUCUUGUUGUUCACAAGGCCUCCAUUAUGAAAUUGUCCGAUGGUCUUUUUGUCAACACCGCUAAGGAAGUUGCUCAAGAAUACCCAGACGUCAAAUUGGACUUUGAAUUGUUGGACAACACUUCAUUGAAGUUGACUUCCGACCCAUCUCAAUACAAGGACAUUGUUAUGGUUAUGCCUAACUUGUACGGUGAUAUCAUGUCAGAUUUGUCCUCAGGUUUGAUUGGUGGUUUGGGUUUGACCCCAUCCGGUAACAUGGGUAACAAGGUUUCCAUCUUCGAGGCCGUCCACGGUUCAGCUCCAGAUAUCGCUGGUCAAGGUAAAGCCAACCCAACUGCCUUGUUGUUGUCAUCAUGUAUGAUGUUGAGACACAUGUCUUUGAAUGAAGAUGCUGACAGAAUCCAAAACGCUGUGUUGAAGACCAUUGCUUCAGGCCCAGAAAACAGAACUGGUGACUUGAAAGGUACUGCUUCUACUUCACACUUUACUAACGAAGUCAUUAAGAACUUAUAG
Lodderomyces elongisporus is the source of this 1110-nucleotide messenger RNA. RefSeq names its product isocitrate dehydrogenase (NAD(+)) (gene IDH2). Gene Ontology annotation, molecular function: NAD binding; isocitrate dehydrogenase (NAD+) activity; magnesium ion binding. The coding region runs from base 1 to 1110 and encodes 369 amino acids. The record is from RefSeq and is a predicted model, not a curated record. Gene Ontology annotation, cellular component: mitochondrion. The transcript has a single exon. Gene Ontology annotation, biological process: isocitrate metabolic process; tricarboxylic acid cycle. Lineage: Eukaryota; Fungi; Ascomycota; Pichiomycetes; Serinales; Debaryomycetaceae.